This is a messenger RNA of Dreissena polymorpha, 10905 nucleotides long. RefSeq lists its product as uncharacterized. Gene Ontology annotation, cellular component: chromatin; nucleoplasm. The record is from RefSeq and is a predicted model, not a curated record. Bases 123 to 1784 code for a protein of 553 amino acids. Gene Ontology annotation, biological process: positive regulation of DNA-templated transcription. Gene Ontology annotation, molecular function: zinc ion binding; ubiquitin-protein transferase activity; protein binding. NCBI's taxonomy places the organism in Eukaryota, Metazoa, Mollusca, Bivalvia, Myida, Dreissenidae. The transcript is spliced from 25 exons.
UAACAGUUAAGUUGGUUUAUGUUCAGUUCAAACAAUUGAGUUUCAUCUUGAUUUCUUUUCAAGACAGAAUUCGUGAUUGCUUGACUUUUCUGGACUAUUUUUUUACUAAGUCAAUUAUUAAAAUGACAGCAUUUUAUAUCGCUCCUCUUGCCAUAGGCUCUGAUGAAGUUAAGGAUUUUAUUUGUUCGUCAUGCGAAGAGCAAGCAAAUGCAGAUUUUUACUGCAAAACAUGUUCGAAACUUUAUUGUAGGAAAUGUAUUCAGUUGCAUGAUAAGUGGUUUAAAAAACAUUCAACUUAUGGAAGAAAUGACAUGAAAGAAUGGCCACUUUCGAAACAGGUGGAGGAAUUUCUAUUAAAGUGUGAAGCGCACAAGGACGACAGAAUUGAAAUCUUAUGUGAUGACCACAGUCAGCUGUGCUGCACAAAGUGUGCCUUCAAAAAUCACAGCCAGUGCAGUAAAGUGACCCAGAUUUCGGAGCUGACCAACUCGCAUCCCACUGGCCUGGAGUGGCUGUCAGUGGAGCUGGAAACUGUCCUGGGGGAAAUUAAAACCCUGCAGAUCAGUCAGGAGGCCAGCAUUCAGUCAUUGCAGAGAACAUACAAUGAACAUAGGGAAGUUAUGAUAGAGCAAAUGUGUGGCAAUUUAAAUACUUAUAUAGAUGAAUGUGAUAAUAAUUCUGUGGGAACAUUAGGCGGAAAUGAGCAAUAUUUAAAAGAAGAGAUGUGUAGGAAUGUUGUUUUUAUCGUGAAUGAAUUCGAUAAUAUUACUGCGAAGGAACUUAACGAGAUGAAAGAUGAAGUCAUAAGCAUAAAAGGGUCAGUUACAAGUUCCAUUCAUAAAUGCACCAGUCUUCACAGUGACUUGUUACAAUUACUUGAAAUCGUUCAGAAAAUUGGAGAUAAUAAGGAGCUCUGCCUUAUAGCCAGCAUAAAAUGUAAACAUAUCAUACAGCAGGCAUUGACUCUGCUUGGAAAGUCAGGCAAGGUGUUUAAGGUCCAGGGGAAGUCUGAGCACAAUGUGAGAAUAACAAGUGAUUCAAACACAUGCCGGAUCAACGCUAUAUGUGCUCUCCCAGAUGGGCAGGUCCUGGUUGCAGACUACGAUAAUAAGAGACUCAAGCUUCUGAGCCAGCAGUGCCAGGUGGUGAGUCACUGGGAUGUGAAUGCUUGGCCACAGGCCAUAUGUUUGAUCACACCGAGUGAGGUUGCAGUGGCUGUAAAUACUAGCAACAUGUAUGAGGUCCAGUUUAUCACUGUCAACCAGGGAAAGCUUGUUCCUGUAAGGAAGUUUCAGUUACAACAUGAAUGUACAGGUAUAGCCCAUCACCAAGGAGACCUUUUUGUCACCUCUGGUCAAGAACUGUACAAACACUCACUGAGUGGCAAACAGCUCUGCAGACUCUAUGAAGAUAGGUCAUCUGAUUAUAAUGUAUACAAGUGUGCUGUGAGUCCCACAGGAGACAGGCUGUACAUCAUCAGCAACUACAGUCAGGACAAGCUUCUCACCCUGGCCAGGGAUGGCACACUCCUGGCUACAUACACAGACCCAGCACGAGUGGGCCCAAAUGGUCUACAUGUGACCCCUGCAGGCCAGGUGCUGGUCUGUGGAGUCUGGCCCAACACUGUACUACAGGUGGGCUGGGAGGGAGAGAGUAAGCUGGCUAAUCUUGCUACUUGGGGAGAUGGAGUGAGGUGGCCACAGUCAGUCUGCUACAGCAGCACCACAUCAUCCAUCAUUGUGGGACUGUAUGGGGACAACAUCCUGGUGUUCAGAGUGGAAUAGUGUGUACAUUUGCUGCUGGCAGUCGGGACAACGAUGCUGAGGAUGUGGGAGACAAACAUGACGCAGAAGGUGAGCACCAGCAUUGAUAUCCAGUUGGCCAAGCAACAGCACCAGUCCGGCCUGCAGGAGCCCCAAUACUAAAUGAUCCUUUGCCUUCCCUGAUCCCUAGCUCCUCCCACUGGACCUCCGGCCACAAAGGGUCAGCAUCAUAACACAAGUCUGUUCUGCAAUAAAUCCUCAGCACGUCAAGUUUUCACGCGCUGUUAUGAACAGCUGAAAUGUAUGUGUUGAGAUUUCCCCAAGCAAGCCCGAGUAGUUUUGUUUAGCUCUAGUGCCCGAGUGGGAUGAGGGUUACAGAAGCGAGACGUUAUAGCAGCACCUAUGGUAACGCUAACAGUUAACGCUAACAGUUAGUUCUCACUGUGGACAUCACGAAGAAUCUCACAAAGGAUUAAACGUUGAAUAGUUUGUUUAAUUCUUUAUAAGACAGCUAUAUAUUCAGCGAGGAACGGGAGCAAAUCAAGGAACAAUCGAAACUAUUCAUUCAGAAGUAUAUCUGCUGUAGAUAGUUAGGACAGUAGAAGGGUUACGGACUAUCCUCAGCGCACAAUAUAUUCAUGUGGUGUGCCUCAGACGCCAAUUCCCACAUGAUUGAAAACAAGUUGCUAAAAGUAAACACGUACGGUUUUGCACUCCGAGCCCAAAGGGCAUCGCAUUGAAUUGAGACUAAAGAAGGCUUAAAAACGUGACAACAGUUUUGUUGUAUGGUCCAGUACACCCUUCGACUCAUCCCGAAGUUAAUCAGAACUCAAACUCGGCCCUUAACAAUAUCCGCGAGGCCAGCAUAUCAGCUCAGCUUCUGAGCUUCAGGAGAGCACCAGCAUUGGUAUUGAGCUGGCCCAGCAACAGUACCAGUCCAGCAUGCAGGAGAUCCAGGCAAGGACGACCCCUGGCCACUAACUCCUCACUUUUGACCUGCAGCCUCAAAGGAUCAGCAUCGUUGAACAAUUCUGUUCUGCAGGAAAUUCUCAGCACGUCAAGUUUUCACGGGCUGUUCUCAACAACCGCAAUGUCCUGGUCAAGUUUUCCACACUCAAGCCUGAGUAGUUUUGUUAAAUAUAAGCAGUAGAAAUGGUAAAACUAACAGCCAGUGUGCUCGCUCUGGGACAUCACAAAGAAUAUCACAGAAUACAAAGUUGAAUAACUUGUUCCAUUCAUUAUGGGACCAACAGAAAUUUAGCAAGAAACAGGGCAAACAAUCAAGGAACAAUUGAAGCGAUUAAUUUAGAAGUGUAGGCUUUCCAAAGUAGAUACUUCUGCUGUUGAUAGUUAUGACAGUAAUAGCGUUACGGACGCCUCGGUUUGUCCUCUCAGGCGUGUAAACUGUCCAUAAAGAACACACUUCUGACGCUUUUGCUGACAAAGAAAGGCAGAAAUGACUUGGCUGUGAACACCCAGAGCACAAUACAUCCUUGGGGCAUGCCUCAGACGCAAAUUCCGCCAAAGAUUAUAAACAAGGCGCAAAAUGUGAACAUGUCUAGCUUUGUUACGAGCACUUCCCACUCUGAGCCCAUAGGCCUCGUAUUGAAUCGAGGCUAGAGAAGGCAUUGACAAAUGACAGCAGUUGUGUUGUGUGGUCCAGUAGGCCCUUCGACUCUCAACCCGACGUUAAUCAGAACUCAAACUCAGCCCUUAGCAAUAUCAGCUCAGCUCCUUCAGCCUCAGGACUUGAUGCAAUCCUUGAUUGGUACCCAGCUUAACAACAGGCUCUUUGGUCAGCUGGUCCCAGAAGCCCAGAGACACUUCCUGUGCAUCGGGGUUGUUGGCUCUUGGCGCAGGACCUCGGGGCAAAUGCUCAAUGAAUCCUUCCCGCACGGUGCAGCCAGUCUAAACCUGGGGUUUCAAACUUUCCUGCCUAAGGGCCUAGAUUAUCUCAUCCACAAGAGGCUUAUACUCACAAGUUCAGGCCCAGAGAGAAAUGUCCCCAACUACAACUUAACCCCUACAUCUCAAUAGGAGAGCACCAGCAUGGAUAUUGUGUUGGCCCAACAACAGCACCAGUCUGGCAUGCAUGAGCCCCAGUCCAGGACAACCCUUCCCCUACCCUGAUCCAUAUCUCCUCCCCCAAGACCUCCAGCCUCAAAUUCUGAACACAUCCAGUUUUCUUGCACUGUUCUCAUCAACCGCAAUGUCCACGUCAAGUUAUCCACUGUCGAGCCCGAGUAGUUUUGUUUAGCUUGAGUGUCUGAGUGGGAAGAGUGUUACAGACACAAGGAGUUAUAUCAGUAGUUAUGGUAAUGCUCAAUCAACAGUCAGUUCUUGCUGUUGGACAUCACUGUGAAUAUCACGACGAAUGAGAAGUUGAAUAACUUGUUCCAUUCGUUAUGGGACAAACACAAAUUCAGCGAGGAACGGGACAAAAAAAUCAAGGAACAAUUGAAGCGAUUAAUGCAGAAGUGUAGGCUUUCCAAAGUAGAUACUUCUGCUGUUGAUAGUUAGGACAGUAGUAGUGUUACGGACCGUCUUGGUUUGUCCUCUCAGGCGUCUAAACUGUCUAAAGGGAACAUAAAGCUUUUGACGCUGUUGCUGAUGAAGAAAGGCAGUAGUGACUUGGCUGUGAACACCAAGAGCACAAUACAUCAAUGGGGCAUGCCUCAGACGCAAAUUGCGCCCAAGAUUGUGAACAAGGUGCAAAAUGUUAACAUGUCUAGCUUUGUUACGAGCACUUAAUUGGCACUUGUAUUGAAUCGAGAAUAGAAAUGGCUUUGAAAAAUGACAGCAGUUUUGUAAUGUCGUACAGUACGCACUUCGACUCUCAACAGAGUUAGUCAGAACUCAAACUGGGGCCUUAGCAAUAUCAGCAAGUUGUAGAGACGCUCAAAGUGAAAGAAUUGUUCCAACAGAUAGAACAGGCCUUGAUUGACUCGUCCGUAAAUGUGACUGGCCUUAAUAUGUUGCUCUCGAAUAAUGUGAACCUCACCAGGAGAGCUGUCUGCAAUUGACGACAUUCAACAACAGUUGUUGUCAGGAAUUUCCGGGUUUGGGUUGGUGACAUAGGUGUCGAGACUCGCUUCAUCUCUGCAUAUGGCACGCUCGCAGCAACAGCAGCAGCAACAAGAACAGCAGUGGCUUCUGAGUCCGAGGAUGUGGUGGACAAGAAUGACCUGAAUAUGCAGAAGCAACUGCUCAGCACAGAAGACGACUGUCUGGUGAAAGGCUCAGCCGUAUCAAAGUUCAGUGAUGUUGGGGGACGUUGCUGUUCCAUGUCUUGGGAUCGCAUCAUGAAGGACAUUUUAGCUGACACUUACAAGGGAGAGAACUCUAGGUCUGCACCAGAAGAGAGCACCAGCAUUGAUAUCGAGUUUGCCCAGGAACAGCACCAGUCUGCCUGAAGAAUCCCCAGUCUAGGACGAUCCUUCCCCUCUGACCCCUAGCUCCUCCACCCUGACCUCUGGCCUCAAAGGGUCAUCAUAGUUGAACAAUUCCCUUCUGCAGGAAAUUCUGAGAAUAUAGAGUUUUCAAGCGCUGAACUCAACAACCGCAAUGUCUGUGUCGAGUUUUCAACACUCAAGACUGAGUAGUUUUAUUAAGCUCGAGUGCCAGAGUGGGACAGCCACAAGGAAUUAUAGAAGUAGUUAUGGUAACACUAACAGUCAGUUCUUGCCGUAUGACAUCACAACAAAUAUCACGAAGAAUAAAAAGUUGAUUAAUUUGUUCCAUUCUUUAUGGGACAAACAUAAAUUCAGGGAGGAUCGGGAGAAAAUCAAGGAAAUUGUUACAAUUGAAGCGAUUUAUUCACAUGAGUAAGCUUUCCAAGCAGAAUACUUUUGCUGUCUAUAGUUUGGACAGUAGUAGAUUUACAAACGCGCUUUUGAUGCUGUUGCUGACAAAGAAAGGCAGUAACUACUUCAUUGUGAACACCCAGAGCACGAUUCACCCAUGGGGUUUGCCUAAAAUGUGAAUUCCGCCCAAUAUUGUAAACAAGGUGCUAAAAGUAAAAACGUCCGGUUUUGUUACGAGCGCUUUGCCCUCCAAGCCCAAAGCACAUAGAAUCAACGCCAGAAAAGGCUUAGAAAAUGACAGCAGUUUCGUUGUGUGAUCCAGUAAGGACUCUGAACGACAUUAAUGAGACCUCAAACUUGACCAUAGCACUCACAGCGAGGCCAUCAUGUUAUCUCAGCUUCUUGAGCUUCAGCAAACAUUAUUAGCCAACAAGAUGAAAACAUCAUUGAAGUGAAAGUCAAAAACAAUCCUGACUACCUUCGGGCACAAAUACUACAACUUGCUGAAGAAAUUCAGCACAAAUAUGUCUUGCGUCAGCCUAGCACGCCUCCUAUUAACUCUUCCAACAGCGGAGCCUUGGUGAGUUUGACUUCCGUCCAAGGUUCGAUGUUGCUUAGCAACAAUUAGAUGCUUGGUAUCAACAAAUUGUUCCGUACGAGUCGCUCGAACGUAUACGAUCUGAUCCAACAGAUAGAGCAGGCGUUGCGAGACUGGUCUGUUAAUGUGACUGACCUCGAUAUAUUGCUUUCCAAUAAUGUGAACCUUAUGCCUGAAGAGCAGUAUGCGAUUGAAGCCAUUCAACAACAGUAGUCGGGAAUUCCUGAGUUUGGGGUGGUGACUUUGUCGUCAGGACUCUCUUUCUAUUGACUGGUCGCAGAGGCAGCAGCAACAAGAACAACAAGUAUUAUUUGAGCGAUGCUCUGUGAGUUAGUUCCUAGCAAUCAUAGAUCGGUACCCUGCUGAAAAACAGGAUCUCUGGUCAGCUGGGCCCAGAUGCCCAGCAAUACUUCCUAGCCCAGGACCUUGGGGCAAAUGCUCAACAUGUCCUAUCUGCAUGGUGAAGCCAGUCUAAACCUUGGGCUCCAAACUUUCCUGCUGUGGAGCUGAGAUUACCUCAACCAUAAGAGGCCUUAUACUCACAAGUUCAGGCCCAGAGAACGGUGUUCCCCAACUACAACACAACCAGUACGUCUCAUUAGAGGACACAAUUCCUGAAAACCUCGCUGAGUGCGACUGCGCCAUACGUGACCCUUCAGUGAAAUGAGAUUCCAGGCGGAAUGUCAAACCGGUACUACUCCGGUCUCCAGCAAUAGCCUCAGCCUCGGACGCAGGUUCAUGAUGCACCCAUGGCCUUACUUAUUUCUGAACAUCUCAAUCUCACAGCAAUUGAUGUGAAUUAAUGAUAAUAAGACUCCACAAACCAAGUUUUGGAGAGGGUAUAUUGGAGUCAAUUUUCUGUCAAGGUUCACCCCGUGUUCAGUGUCAAGCGAUGAAAUCAUCCACCUUUACAUGUAGUUGGUUGAGGGUCUCCCAAAACCACCUAGUGCCUUGCGAUGAAAACCUCCAACAGGACUUUGACCUUGCCCUUGUACACACCUAAUGGUCAGGUUGACGAUCACUUGGGCUUAGAUAGUCACUGUAGUAAGAAUGUGUAAGAUUUUAAAGAAGAUGACUUCACAAUAGGACAUCCGAGACUGCAAUGACGAAAUGAGUGUCCUCACUUCAGCAGUGGAGGCCAAUACACAAUUCGAGAGUUUCCAGCGGCUUACCUUAUCUGAAACCUGGGUAGCAGAGCAAUGAGUAUGUCCCAGGAGCAUUUGCAGUCAUCGUCUGCAAAUUAUAAGAUCCCCAUGCUCCACAACCCUCAUUCUAUGAACAUCAUGCAGAGCGAACCUUGGACGUCCCUUGACGAAAUCAAACCAGCAAAUAGGAAGGACAGCCUGUUGCUACCGUUGUUAUCAUAUUAACCCCAUACCGAAGAAGCUCAGAGAUAUAAAUACUGUUUUAUAUGUGCUAGUCUCAACAUACCCCGUGUCUGGUGUGAACAUGUACAAUUGAAGGUCUCUACAUACCCCAUGUCUGAUGUGAACAUGUACAAUUGAAGGUCUCUACAUACCCCAUGUCUGGUGUGAACAUGUACAAUUGAAGGUCUCUACAUACCCCAUGUCUGGUGUGAACAUGUACAAUUGAAGGUCUCUACAUACUCCAUGUCUGGUGUGAACAUGUACAAUUGAAGGUCUCUACAUACUCCAUGUCUGGUGUGAACAUGUCUCAUCUUUGAAAUUGGAAAAUUAGUGACUUGAUUCAGACAGAAAUCGCAUAAUGACAAAUCACAACAAAAAAUGGAAAGCCAGAAAGUCUUGUGGCCAGCAAUGUUUUUAUGUGACCAUCCAAGUUGUGUUCAAAGAAAAACAAUAGUUCAUGUUUUAUUGGAACUAUGAUGCUGUCAGUCAUUUUAUGUUGAAGGCUUUAAAUAACUAUAUUUAAAUAUAAUAAGAUUAAGAUUACUUGAUCAAAGAAAUAAUGUAAAAUAAUAUUUUAAGCGCAAAAUUUACAAGUCUAUCCAAUUACUGUGUCUGUAUUAUGACAUUUUAUUUUGGAAAUGUUAAGGAAAAUAUAAUGUAAGUAAAUAUAUGUCUAUGAAUGUUGAUUUUAACAUUUGUCAAAGCUGUUUAAAUGAUGCUGGUAACUUUGACAAAAUUUAAAGAAAUGUAUUAUUUUCAUGUAAUGAGACAUGCUUCAGUUUUUGUGUGGCUUAACCUGUAAUAUAGAGGUGGUAGUUACAAGAAUUGUUUAGCCAGAUGGAGAACGUUUAUGCUAUGGCUUUGAUACUCUUAAGUGUGCCCAUUGGUGUCAGGUUUUUAUCAAGAAUAUUGUUUAUUGUCUUACUAUUUCUUGAAAAUAUUGAUUAAUUUUAGACAAAAUCAUUUUAUCUUCCUUAAAUUGUCUAUUCUGUAGUAACGACCAGUUAUUUAUUAAUUUGCAUAAAUAUGAUUUAAGAAUGACCUUUGUGUUGCUUAAAAAGCUUUAUUUGUUUUGAAACUUAGUACUUAAAAACGAAAAUAUGAGGUGUAGGAAUAAUGGCCAAAGUUAUGAUAAUUAUUUUUUUGUUUUUGUAAAGUUUAUUAUGCUUUAUAUGUUUGUGUAUAGGCAUUUAGAGGAACAGAUUAACUUGACCAAUAAUUCGUGAUCAGUGAUACAUUUGUCACUUAUAUAUAGAGCGAUUGCAAAAUGAUUGUAUUUGCAAUGUAAAUCAUGCGUUUAUUGUUGCCAUUUUGAUUUUCGCUGUUAACAUUUAUUUGUACUAACAAUUUUCAUCAUGUAUAUCUUUAAGGUGACAGAUAUUUAAAAAAAAAACAUUGCUUGUGGGAAUGCUCAUUUAAAACUUUCUUAAUGAUACAGAACAACAAAUUCUGAAGAGGCAAAUAUCAUUUAGACAAUAGGAACAUCUUGUUACUAGUAUAUGUAAUGCCUUUCACUAAAUAAAGUCAAGCAACUAUUGAAAGAUUGGUUAAACUUUAUUUUGCAUUAUUUUAAGAAAAAUUCAUAUAUUCAACUUGGAAAUCAGUCAAUUGCAAAUCAAGCGAGAGUGAUGAAUAUUUGUACGCAAGAUAAAGGGAUGUUUUUGCUUGAAAAAAAAGUUGUAUCCCUUGUUAGAUAAUGAUUUUGUUCAUCUCUCAACAUAACAAGUGCAUUCAUACAGCUUUUAAAAAAAUAUGACACACUUAAUACUCAGCCAUCAGUUUGUAUUGGGGUUUUGUGGAAUACUUACUAAACUAAUAUACGUCUGUUCAAUGAAUUAAUAGUUAUGGUACAAUAUGAUACUCAUUGUUACAAAACAUGUCUAAUAAAAAUAUAAUGGCAUUUAUUUGAAAUCAUAAAAUUUAGUUUUCCAUACAAUGCUUACAGUUUUGCAAUUGCGACGAUGAGGGAAAUGUUCUGCUCAAAAUGUCUGUUAAAGACAUGUGUAUAUUGUAGCAAUUAUAUUGUACUUGUAUUUAUAUUAUACAUGAUAAUAAUUGACUUAUGGCUGAUGAUAGCGGCAGUUAACUAGUCGUGUAACAGUUUGUUUCACUCGAUCAUCAGACCAUAUUUCCUUAAACAUGUGAUUGUUUAUAAUGAACUGUAAUUGAAUGCAUGAAACAUAGUUGUUCUGUUGCUUAACAGCUGAAAAUAGCUUGAUGUUUGUUGAUUGUGUGAAAUGUAUCAAAUAAAUCAUAUUGAUUACAUAAAAAAUAAAAUAUCAUUUUGCGUUACUUUGAAUGCAUAACAAACAAUUGUUACCAUACAAUCAUAUUAGUAUUGAACUUAAUUAAUACUUUAAGAUGCAAUUUUUACAAUAAUGUGUUAAUAUUGUCAUCCAUUCCAAAUAAGCAUUGUGCAUUCGUAAAUAUAGGGUGUAUAUACACUGCUUAGAUGCCUUUUUUAAAUUGCUUGUGUACGUCAUAUUGAUUAAAGACUCUUAUGUAUUGCAUAUUUGUGUGUGCCUAUGUCUUACUUAUCUCUUCAUAGUCCUUAAAUUACUGCAAAUAGUAUUUUAAUAAUGUUACGAUAUUUAUCUAAACUAUAACCAGGUUAUCUGUUAAUUUAAGUUUCAUACAUAAUAUUGUCUAGCUAAUUAAAUUGAAGUGUCUAUAUUCUCGCCAACAUGCAUUGUCGGUGUAUGGUUUAGACAAAGCACAUUACACAACUCAUGUUGUUUUUCUCCAUCAUUAAUAACCAAUGUUUAUUCCGUAGAGGUCGCAUUAUACUAAUAUUUCAUUUGUGCAAUGCUUUGCUCUCUUAAUAAAUCAGCACUAUUUAUUGAUUUUUAUAUGGGCACGGGCACUGCCCAUGACUUUAUUCGUGAAUAUUUCUUUGAAUGUGCGGUAGGGAAAACAUUGUUUGCUUGAAGGUUAGAAACUUAAUGUUGACAUCUUGAAAGAUGGCAGUUAACAUUUAACUGCAGAGUAGCUGGGAAAAAGAUUGCUGUUAAACAAUGUAAGACAGAACUCCACGCAAGAUAUGUCAUGCAUGCGAUAUGCAUGAACUAUCUCAAAAUAAUUUGGAUCUGAAUUAUCUUUAAGAAAUGGUAUGGUUAUGAGGGUCUCUAUGUGCAAAAUGUUGCAUUUAUUUAGUGUACAAGUUAUUGCUUAAUCAUUGAAUUUGUUAUGGAAAUAAUAUAGUUUAUGUGACUUAAAGAGAUAUACAUGUUUAUGUAAGUGAUGUGUUUUUGCUGAUCCAAGUCUGUUCCUACACACUAUUUAAAGUAGAUAACUACAAGUUAUCUCAUUUAAAUGGGAAAAGUAUUGUACUGUGAAAAAGUGUUGUGAGUUCAAAUAAAAAUACUAUGAACCGU